Molecule: messenger RNA, 837 nt
Organism: Penicillium nucicola
Lineage: Eukaryota; Fungi; Ascomycota; Eurotiomycetes; Eurotiales; Aspergillaceae
Product: RibD family protein
Exons: 1
Coding region: 1-837 (278 amino acids)
Biological process (GO): riboflavin biosynthetic process
Molecular function (GO): 5-amino-6-(5-phosphoribosylamino)uracil reductase activity
Source: RefSeq, a predicted model, not a curated record
AUGUCUUCCAAGCCCAGAGACGCUUUGGACUUUCCAGAGUCGGAUAGGGGCUUCCUAGAAGCUCACCUUCCGACCCAGGAUGGCUCUACCCGGGAUCUCCCCUUCACAACACUCACUUUCGCCACAUCGCUCGACUCCUCCCUUGCUCUCUCACCUGGGGCCCGCACGGUCCUUUCUGGGCCCCAGUCGAAGGCAAUGACACAUUAUCUCCGGUCACGCCACGAUGGGAUUCUUAUCGGUGUCGGCACCGCAAUGGCAGACGACCCAGGUCUCAACUGCCGCAUUGCAGGAGUCGGAGGCUACGGCAAGGACGGCCUGGAUGGCCAGCCACGACCAGUAGUUAUUGAUCCAUCUGCUCGAUGGGACUUUUCUGAUGAUAGCAAAUUGUUCCAGCUUUGCAGAGAGGGACGCGGACGUGCACCGUGGAUCGUGACCGCACUUGACCAACCCCCUGCGGAAAAACGAGAUCUGCUGGAGAAGUAUGGCGGAAGAUUUAUCUCACUUGAAAUGCCUCAAUCUGACUCUGGCCGGCACCAAAUCAAUUGGCACAAUCUUCUUGUCACCCUCAAGUCCAAUGGCCUUUCAAGCGUGAUGGUAGAGGGUGGUGGCCAGGUUAUCAAUUCUCUCCUCAGUCCUUCCAAUAUGUCACUGCUCAAUUCCGUGAUUGUCACAAUUGCCCCAACUUGGCUAGGUCGAGGUGGUGUAGUUGUGUCACCAGCCAGGCGGUUUGAUGACGGAGGAAAUGCAAUUUCCGCUGCGAGAUUGACGAGCGUCAAGUGGUACCCAUUUGGUGAAGAUGUCGUCUUGUGCGGUCGGGUCCAGCUUUCUGAAUCUUGA